AGGGCGGGAAUAAUGGCUUACUGUAGCUCUGACUAGCUUUAACCGUUAAUGACAGAGCGAGUUUGUGGAGAUUUGGAGAUUCAGAGGUCAGCGACUGGAGAGAGACUGCUACAGGAGGGGAAUGGAGGUGUAGAGGGGAGUCUGAGGAACAUUUAUGCCCUUCAGUUGUGUACAGUACUAUUUAGGGCGCCGAAAGAGGGAGAGAUAGAGGGAGAGAUAAGGGGGUGAGUGGCAAAUCCUGAUUGGAGUUGACAGGCUCCACUCUUCCAGCCCCUUUUUCUCCCAAACCAGGAAACUGAGUGUGUGCUUCGAGACGAGGAACCCGUUCAACCCUUCGGAGGCAGGAUAGAUGAGGAAGUUCUCCUUAUUAUCGACACUGUUUUGUUGACUUUUCUCGGUUUGGGACUCGGAGCAGCGCGGAGCAACUGAAUAAUGAGUGAGCUGAGCGUAUGUAACGCGAGGGCCACAGUGAUGGUGUAUGAUGAAGCUGGGAAGCGCUGGGUGGCGGCUGGCACCGGCCCUCAGGUCUUCAGUCGUGUCCAGAUCUACCACAACCCCUCCACCAACAGUUUCAGGGUAGUGGGAAGGAAGAUGCAGCCUGACCAACAGGUGGUGAUGAACUGUCCAAUCGUGAAAGGGCUGAAAUACAAUCAGGCCACGGCCAAUUUCCAUCAGUGGCGAGAUGCGCGGCAAGUUUGGGGUCUAAACUUCGGCAGUAAGGAGGAUGCCGCACUCUUCGCCAAUGGCAUGAUGCAUGCACUGGAAGUGCUCAGUGCCGAUGGAGGAUAUUCUGCAGGCCCCCGUCUGGUGUCAAAUGGACCAACCCAAGAGGAGCUGGAGCAGCAGAGAAGAUUGGAACAACAAAGACUGGAGCAACUGGAACGAGAAAGGCAAGAGAGAGAAAGACAGGAAAGAGAGAGACUAGAGAGAGAAAGACAGGAGAGAGAGCGACAGGCUGCUUCAGUGAUGGUUCCUCCUGCUCCUCCUCUUGCCCCCGGAGGCCCACCAGCUCCCCCUGCUCCACCUCCUCCACCCGGCCCCCCUCCCUCUGUUGGAGGUGGACCCCCCCCACCACCAGGACCCCCACCUUCUGGUGGAGGUGCACCCCCACCUCCAGCACCACCCCUUCCAUCUGCAUCAGGUGGGGGAGGUGAAGGAGGUUUAGGGGGAGGUGGACUUGCUGCUGCUCUUGCGGGAGCAAAACUACGCAAAGUCGCCAAGCAGGACGAAACUGGUUCUGCAGCUCCUUCUGCUCCUGCGCCUGCCCCUGCUCCUGCUAAACCUGACUUGAGCCGCUGCAGUGGGUCUGGGCCUAGCGGAGGAGGCGGAGACCUGUUUGGAGAGAUGAGUGCCAUACUUGCACGACGGAGGAAAGCAGCAGAUAAAGGGGAGAAAGCUCCUCCGGCCCCAAAGACAGAAGAGCCCAGUAACGAUGAUUCUGAAUCUCAAGGCCAAAGUGACACGUUAAGGAGGCCGUGGGAAAAGUCUGCUACCAUGCCCAGGAAUAACUCUGUUACCCGAGGUCUGGAUUCACCCGCCUUCACUGCUCUGACACCCAGGCUGAAAGCAGCUGGCUCAUCGAAUGAUGCUGAGAGUGGAGAUGAGUCUGAACUGGAGAGAGUCAAACAGGAGCUGCUGGAGGAAGUGAGGAAAGAGCUGCAGAAAGUCAAGGAUGAAAUUAUUGGAGCAAUCAUUCAGGAGUUACAGAGGAGAAGCACAUAGUCUCUCUUUCUCUCUCUCUCUCAUUCUCUCACACACACACACACACACACACACACACACACACGCGCGCACGCACACACAAAUUUAUGCAGGGACUUAAUCCAUUCAGCUUGAUUUUGAUUUUAAAUCAUUCAGUUUUUAUUUUAUUUUCCCCACCAUCACCAUUGCUUGCUCAAAAAAGUUUACACCUCUUUUGGGUGUUAAUGAAAUGUGUGUAUGUAAUUAACAGUUACUGUAAAAGCUCAGCGAGCGCACACACACAAACACACACAUAUGUAUGCUCUCUCUCCCUCUCUCUCUCUCUCUCUCUCUCUCUCGCCAUCACUCCCUCACUCACUCAGCAACCACACCAGAGUUGCAAUCAUCUACAGACAGGAUGUGAAUGCAUGGUUCAUCAUCACUCUAACUGUUCUGUGUUUUGAUACAUAUUGAGAGUACAAUCAAAUGCAAGACUUUGUGCUGCUCCUAAAGAGCACAGCUAAAUAAUAUGGCAUGUAAAUAGUAGUAGGCGUCUGUGCCAUGGUUCACUAGUGAACUGUAUUAUUGAACUAGCAAGCAAGCAGGCAAGGUAGCCUCAGUGGAGGUAUUUCCUCAGUUCAGGGCUCUGUCUCAAAUCGCGCACUAUGCACUACAUUGUUACACUGUGUAGUACGUGGACUUUUAUCAGGCAGUCACACAAAUCAAUCACUAAUGCUUUUCACUGAACAUAAAUAGACACUUUAUGUGCCAGAACAUCCACUACCACAUUUUAAAACCACCUCAACUCUUUUCUCCUCAUUUGCAUUUGUUGUGUAAUGGCCAUUAUGAAAAUUAAAAACUACAAAGGCUCUGCCCCUUCUGCUGCUUUGAGCAGACUGCAACCAUCAAGCAUUAAAAAUUUCUGCUCAGUUCUAGCACAACAUCCAGGUAUUAUAUUAAUAGUACUACAUCUCACUGAUAUUUCCCAGUGUGCACUGUGGAAGUAUGUAAUCUGAGAUUUGAGAAACAAUAUAGGUUUGCAUAAUUCCUAGAAACACUGUUUUGUUUUGUUUUUCUUCUAACAUUAGCUGUCUUUCGGGAUGGAUAGGUAGAUAUGAUGUAUUAGUUAGCCAUGUAGCCAGCCUCACAGGCCAGGCAUUUUACACCAGUGUUUGAACAGAUCCUCAAAUGGAACGGAUUCCUGUCAGGAACUCAUGAUCUGAGAUAGAGAUAGAUUCUCUAGUGUUUCUAGAUGGACUUGUUUGUAUAAAGUUGAGAACUUUUUGCCUCUGUACAGCCAUGUAGUCUCUCAGGAUGCUGAUGUGAUUUAGUCUACAUUUACAUAUUUUCUUCUGUCCAGAGCAGUUAGAGUGAUGCGGUGUAUACUGUGAGAUUGACACAGAUACACAUGCUCCAGACAAGACAGGGAGACUGGUGUAGAGAGAACAGAGGCAGCACUGUAAACACAAUAGCUGGACACCAACACACCAAUACACACCAACAAAAAUAGCGUAGUGUAAGUCACUACCAGGUAGACUAAUGAGUUGAUGGAUACACACACACACACACACACACACACACACACAUAUGCUCAGGGGGAUUUAAUUAUUGCAUUACAUAAAAUAAACACACUAAACAAUAACCUUGAACACAACCACACAGUCACUAUGCAAAGCUUAAUUCAAACGUCAUUGCAACCCUUUUCAGUUUGACCAAAGUUAAAUAAUCAUUUGGAGUUGACUCCGAUUCCAAGUGUUGAAGGAGUUGAUUCCACACAAUCUUUUAGGCCACAUGUCCUCGCCAAUGAACUCGGUGAGCUCUUUUUGUUUAAUGCCUGAAUAAACUCGUGCUAACAUUACCUAUACUUAAACGGGUACCUGACUCUUCUCAGCUUCUUUGGUUGGCCAGGUUCAAGGUUUUUUUUUUUUUUCUUUUUCUUUUCUCCUUUUUUCCCUCUGUUCUCUCUAAAUUGAAAUACUGCCAAGACUGCUCAUGUAUUUGCCAAGGAAAGAGGCAUUUGUCCAAUGUUAACAGUUGAAUAGUAUACAUUCUUGCACUAUGUCCUGUGUGAAUUGAGCAGAACCAUUUUAAUGUGUGGAAUUGACUCUAAAUCACUUCUGAUUCCCAGUGCCUGGAAUCAGGUAAUCAGCUCUUUUUGGGAUCAACUUCCAGCUGUGUGAAUGGAUAUAAAUAACAAGAUAUAAAUAAUUAUAUUUCUGUUUAGACCACAUUGCCUUUUAUACAAAUGUGUGCGAGUAGAUAUGCAGUGAGAGUGUACAGAUAUAUACACACGCGCGCACACACUGAUGUUUUGGUGGGCAGGGUUUCUUAUUAUUGGGUUUUUGUUUAUUUCUAUAGUGCUUUACUAUAUUUGAAACUUUUUUACACUGAAACACACACACACACACACACACACACACACACACACACACUGGAGCAUUGCCUUUAUACCCAAAUACAGCUGCUGCUGCAUCAACAUGCCUCUGUGUUAUCUCUGUGUGUGUGUAUGUGUGUGUUUUGAGGUGCCUCUGUGUGUUACAUACGCAUAUCCUGUUAAUCAGUUGACAAAAUCAUUCUAAUCUCUCAUUCUCAGGCUGCUUAAGUAUUGCCAUCUUUUAAGAGACCAGUCUGCAGGAGUUAGCAAUCCCCCAAAAAACUGUUUUCACUAUGAGAGUGUAUGAAACAUUUUGGACUAAAUUGAUGUUUAAGGGACCACCGUAAAACUACAACUGACCAGGUAUUAUUUGGGUGAUUAAGUAUUCUCAGCAAAACAUGAGAAAAUGAAACCUUUGUAAAACUGUAUACAUGUAUGUAUGUGUGUAUGUCAGCCAGUAGCUCAUUUUGUAGUGUUACAACCUGGAGUUGAAAUUGAAUUAAUUGGGAUUUUUUAAAAAAUUAUUUACUAAAUGUGUAACAUUUGAAGGUGCAAAUAUUUUUGCACCUUCAAAUGUUAAUUGUAAUUGUGUACAUCAAAGGUUGUUUUUUUUAUUAUUAUUUAAAAAAAAAACUUUUUUAAUUAAACAAAAAAGCAGACGUAUAUUGGAUUCAUAUUCAAUUUCAUUUUAGGAUGGCGCUGUAUUUGGCACCAUCCAUCAAACCUAACUGGUUUCCUAGUCCCUGCUGAUGAAAAGCUACCACCCCCAUGCUUCAAUGUCAGGACAGUGUUCUCAGAAUGCUGAGCGGUGUUGGAUUUCUGCCAAACGUAGAGCUUUAUGCCAAAGGCCAGAAAGUACAUUUUUGGUUUCCCACAAAUUUGCCGAGUCUCAAACUGGCAAUUAUAUUUGCCAUUUUUUUCCCCAACAGUGGAUUUCUUUUUGCCACUCUUCCAUAAGGUCCAGCUUUAUGGAGUGUCUGGGGUAUGGUUGUCCUAUGAAUAACUUCUGUCAUCUAAGCUAUGGAUCUCUCCAGCACCUCUACAGUUGCUCUUGGCCUCUUGGUUGCUUCUCUGACGAUCGUUACAGUCUCCUCUAGGUAGUCAUAGGGAGUUGCCGUGCCACAUUCUUUCCAUUUUUAAAAAAAAAUAAUGUAUUUAAUGGAAUGCUGUGGUAUGUUCAAAGUUUGGGAUAUUUUUGAAACCAAACCCUGAUUGCUACUUUUACGUAACUUUGUCCAUGACUUGUGUUGAUAACUCCUUGGUUUUCAUGAUGCGUCUUGAUUACGUACUGUGCCCUCCACUAAUAUUGGCACCCUUGGUAAAUAUGAGCAAAGAAGGCUGUGAAAAUUUGUCUUCAUUGUUUAACCUUUUGAUCUUUUGUUAAAAAAAUUCACAAAAACACUAUUCUCAUGGAUAUCAAACAGUUGCAAACAAAACACCGAUUUAUCAAAGACAAUAUCUUCGUGAAAUAUGAGAAACAUAUAUUUGAAGUAUAUUCCCAUUGAUGUUUGAAAAAAAUUUUAAUCUCACGAAAUUGUGAUCGGUUCAUGAGUUCGACCACAUUUAGAGACUACCGAUCGAGUCAUAGAAUGUAAUUAUCGGUCGAUACUGAUUGACGGCCGAUUGAUCAGAGCAUCACUAAUGGUUCUUCAAUUAGAGAGUUACAGACCUUUUAAUCUAAAGACUGAUGUGGAGCUUUUGAAUGAGAUUCAGACUUAGUUAAAACUAUAGGGCCAGCAAGCUGAGAAAACUUUAAGAAGACAGACGCCUGAAAAUGGUGACAAACCCAGCAAGGCACUUGCCCACUAACGUAGACAUGCCUAUGCAACCAUUCAAUUGACAAGACUGACUUCAAUUUAGGUUUUCUAACUAGCCAAUUGUAUAGUAAUUGCCAGUAUGAUGAAUUAUAUUUUAUGCUGCAUCUGAAUCCUCUCCUGAUUGUAGGUUGAUUAAAUAAAUUUUUAACAGCAUUUACAAUUCCAUUCAUUGAUUGAGGUUUCCAAAACAGUUCUAGAUGAUCUUGUAGGGUAGUGUUGGAGCCUCACAGCUCCAGGUUCAAUCCUGAGCUUUGGUUACUGUCUGUGUGGGUUUCCUCCCAUCUCUAAAGCAUGCCUUUAUGUGGACCGACUAUGCCACGUUCUCUCUAGGUGUAAAGGAGUGUGUCAGAAAAAUGCAAAAGAAAAAAAUAAAUGCAAAAGAAAAUCAAUAGAUAAUAGAUGCUUUUAGACCAUUAAUGUGUUGGUGUCCUUCAGUAGAGUCUUGAAAUCUUCAACACAAAGCAAUUCUCUCUUUUUUCAUUUGGAGUUUACUGUUAUAACCUGGAACUGAAAUGACAUAAUGGGACUGUGUCAUGACUCUACAUGAAAAAAAAAUCCCAUAAUAUUGAAAUGGGGCAAAAAUCAAUAGUCUGCAAAGUUAUUUACAAAAAAAAAGUUAGGAUUGCACAAGUAUUUACCUCAUUAGGGUGAAACCAAUAAAUUAGUUCUGGUUUGACCAGGUGUGAUCAGAAGUCACAUGUGAUCUCAGUGUAAAUAUCUGCUCCUGGCAGGCCCCAGAGUUUGUUAUAGAACAUACAGUGCCAUCCACUAAUAUUGGCACCCUUAGUAAAUAUGAGCAAAGAAGGCUGUUGAAGUCAAAAUUGACUUUGAUCUUUUGUUCAGAUAAUUCACAAAAAAUACUCUUCUCUCAUGGAGCUCAAACAAUUGCAAACACAACACAGGUUUAUACAAAAACAUCUUUAUUAAAUAUAGGUGUGCAACAAUUAUUGGACCCCUAUGAAUUCAUAUGAGAAAAAUAUAUUUGAAGUAUAUUCCCAUUGAUAUUUUACUUUUUUUUUUUUAGUACAUCUGCAUGACUAGGAACAGGAACUUGUUCAACUAUGACUUCCUGUUUUAGAGGGGUAUAAAUAUGAGGUAGCAGUACAGUGGGCAGUUUAACCUGAUAAUUUGUUUAUCACAAAGCUUAAAAACAGUCAUAGAUCAUCCAGGUAACAACCCAGUAUUAAGAAUCAAGCACAUGUGCAAUUUUGAACUGUUAAAAUGUAAUUAUCAUACAGCUGUCAUCAAUUAAAUUAUUCUGAUUAACCCCAACAAAAGACUAGCUGUUUCUGUAAAACUUUCUUCACAUCGUCUCUGUUUCAUCUGACUGCUGAAGCCAUGAUCUGCAAAGAGCUUACAAAGUGUACAUGGUAUCUCACUUGUUGAAAGGUAUCGAUCAGGAGAGGGGUAUAAAAGAAUGCCUGAAACAUUACAUAUACCAUAUAACUUUCUGAAGACCAUCAUCUAAAAAUACAGAAAAUGGAGCACCACAGUGACCUCACCAAGAACAAGACUUCCUUCCAAAACGUAUAAAAAGAACAAAAAAAUUACCAGGGAGGCUGCUAACAGACCUACAGCACCAUUAAAGGAGCUGCAGGAAUAUCUGAAGUACUGAUUACUCUCUUCAUGUGACAACAUUCUCUUGUUUCUUCACAUGUCUGGGCUGUGGGGUAGGGUUGCAAGAGGGAAGUCCUUUCUCAUAAAAAUACAUCCAAGCUCAAUUAAAUCACCCAAAACCAAAAUGUGGCAAAAUGUGUUAUGGGCUAAGGAGACCAAUUCCAAAAGGUAAAAUAAUUCCAUAAUUAGCAAAAGAUCACCAUACCCACGAUAUAGCAUGGUGGUGGCAGCAUCAUGUUUUAAUGCUGAUUUUCUUCAGCCAGAACUGGGACUUUUAUCAAGGUGGAGGGAAUCAUGAAUAGCUACAAAUAUCUGCCAAUUUUAGUACAAAACCUUCAAGUGUCUGUUAUUAAGCUGAAGAUGAAAAGGUAUUUCACCUUUCAGCACGACAAUGACUCAAAGCAUACAUCCAAAUCAACAAAGGAGUGGCUUAACCAAAAGAAAAUCAAUGUUUCUGAAUGGCCUAGCCAGAGCCCAGACCUGAAUCCAAGUAAUAAUCUGUGGGCUGACCUGAAGCGGGCUGUGCACAGGAGAUGCUCUCACAGUUUGAUGGAUCUAGAAUGUUGUUGCAUUGUACAGUUUGUAAUUUUUUACAUUAAAGCUGGAAAUGUUCUGA
Ictalurus punctatus (channel catfish) is the source of this 8104-nucleotide messenger RNA. RefSeq names its product vasodilator stimulated phosphoprotein b (gene vaspb). Lineage: Eukaryota; Metazoa; Chordata; Actinopteri; Siluriformes; Ictaluridae. Gene Ontology annotation, molecular function: profilin binding; SH3 domain binding. The transcript is spliced from 14 exons. The record is from RefSeq and is a predicted model, not a curated record. The coding region runs from base 433 to 1722 and encodes 429 amino acids. Gene Ontology annotation, biological process: positive regulation of actin filament polymerization; actin cytoskeleton organization; axon guidance.